Messenger RNA from Marmota monax (woodchuck), 4512 nucleotides. It is a transcript of the gene Lrp8, whose product is annotated as LDL receptor related protein 8. The coding region runs from base 25 to 3063 and encodes 1012 amino acids. Gene Ontology annotation, molecular function: protein binding; calcium ion binding. The transcript is spliced from 21 exons. NCBI's taxonomy places the organism in Eukaryota, Metazoa, Chordata, Mammalia, Rodentia, Sciuridae. The record is from RefSeq and is a predicted model, not a curated record.
AGCGGCCGGAGCCCCGGGCCCACCAUGGACCGCUUGGAGCGGGCCGCGCUCCGGCCGCUGGCGCUGCUGCUGCUGCUGCUGCUGCAGCUUCAGCAUCUCGCGGCCGCGGCGGAUCAGCUGCACCGCGGCCAAGGGCCGAUUAAGGAGUGCCAAGAGGACCAGUUCCGGUGUCGGAACGAGCGCUGCAUCCCCUCGGUAUGGAGAUGCGACGAGGACGACGACUGCUCGGACAACAGCGACGAGGAUGACUGCCCUAAGAAGACCUGUGCAGACAGUGACUUCACCUGUGACAACGGCCACUGCAUCCCUGAGCGGUGGAAGUGUGAUGGAGAGGAGGAGUGUCCUGAUGGCUCUGACGAGUCCGAGGCCACUUGCCCCAGGCAAGUGUGUCCUGCAGAGAAACUGAGCUGUGGACCUACCAGCCACAAGUGUGUGCCUGCCUCCUGGCGCUGUGACGGGGAGAAGGAUUGCGAGGGUGGAGCAGAUGAAGCUGGCUGUGCUACCUUGUGCGCCCCACACGAGUUCCAGUGCAGCAACCGCUCGUGCCUGGCUGCGGUGUUCGUGUGCGACGGCGAUGACGACUGUGGUGAUGGUAGCGAUGAGCGCGGCUGCGCGGACCCUGCCUGUGGGCCCCGUGAGUUCCAUUGUGGCGGUGUCGGUGGCGCCUGCAUCCCUGAGCGUUGGGUCUGCGACCGCCAGUUCGACUGUGAGGACCACUCAGAUGAGGCAGCCGAGCUCUGUGGUCGAGCAGGCCUGGGGACCACGUCCGCGCCGGCAGCCUGCUCCCCAACCUCCCAGUUUGCCUGCCGCAGCGGCGAGUGCAUACACCUGGGCUGGCGCUGUGACGGGGACCACGACUGCAAGGACAAGUCAGACGAGGCCGACUGCCCAGUGCUGGGGACCUGCCGUGGGGACGAGUUCCAGUGUGGGGAUGGGACUUGUGUCCUUGCAAUCAAACGCUGCAACCAGGAACAAGACUGUCCAGAUGGGAGUGAUGAAGCUGGCUGCUUACAGGAGUCAACCUGUGAGGGUCCCUACAAAUUUCAGUGUAAGAGUGGCGAGUGCGUGGACAGCGGGAAAGUGUGUGAUGCUCAGAGGGACUGCCGGGACUGGUCGGAUGAGCUUCUGAAAGAGUGUGUUGCACCAACAUUCCAGGGAAACAGGAGGAGGCCCAGGGGGCUGAACGAGUGUCUGCAAAACAAUGGAGGCUGUUCCCACAUCUGCACUGACCUCAAGAUUGGCUUUGAGUGUACCUGUCCAGCGGGCUUCCAGCUUCUGGACCAGAAGACCUGUGGCGACAUUGACGAGUGUGAGGACCCAGAUGCCUGCAGCCAGAUCUGUGUGAAUUACAAGGGAUACUUUAAGUGCGAGUGUCACCCUGGCUAUGAGAUGGACACAUUGACCAAGAACUGCAAGGCUGUGGCUGGCAAGAGCCCGUCCCUAAUCUUUACCAACCGGCAUGAGGUGCGGAAGAUAGACCUGGUGAAGCGGGACUACUCUCGACUCAUCCCCAUGCUCAAGAAUGUUGUGGCACUAGAUGUGGAAGUUGCAACCAAUCGCAUCUACUGGUGUGACCUCUCCUACCGCAAGAUCUAUAGUGCCUACAUGGACAAGGCCAGUGACCCAGCAGAGCAGGAGGUCCUCAUUGAUGAGCAGCUACACUCUCCAGAAGGCCUGGCAGUGGACUGGGUCCACAAGCACAUCUAUUGGACAGACUCAGGCAAUAAGACCAUCUCAGUGGCCACAAUUGAUGGUGGCCGCAGAUGCACUCUCUUCAGCCGUGACCUCAGUGAACCCCGGGCCAUUGCUGUCGACCCUUUGCGAGGGUUCAUGUAUUGGUCUGACUGGGGGUUCCAGGCCAAGAUUGAGAAGUCUGGGCUCAAUGGUGUGGACCGGCAAACACUGGUAUCAGACAAUAUUGAAUGGCCCAACGGAAUCACCCUAGAUCUACUGAACCAGCGAUUGUACUGGGUGGACUCCAAGCUGCACCAGCUGUCCAGCAUUGACUUCAGCGGAAGCAACAGAAAGAUGCUGAUUUUCUCUCCUGACUUCCUAAGCCACCCCUUUGGGAUAGCUGUGUUUGAGGACAAGGUAUUCUGGACAGACCUGGAGAACGAAGCCAUUUUCAGUGCAAAUCGGCUCAAUGGCCUAGAAAUCUCCAUCCUGGCUGAGAACCUCAACAAUCCACAUGAUAUUGUCAUCUUCCAUGAACUGAAGCAGCCAAGAGCUGCAGAUGCCUGUGAGCUGAGUGCCCAGCCUAAUGGAGGCUGUGAGUACCUGUGCCUUCCUGCUCCUCAAAUCUCCAGCCAUUCUCCCAAGUACACAUGUGCCUGUCCUGACACGAUGUGGCUGGGCCCAGACAUGAAGAGGUGUUAUCGAGCACCUCAAUCUACCUCAACUACGACGUUAGCCUCUACAACGACGAGGACAGUAGCUGCCACCACAAGAGCACCUGGGACCACCAUCCACAGCCCCACCUACCAGAACCACAGCACAGACACACCAAGCCUGGCAGCUCCCGUCCCAAGCUCAGUUAGUGUCCCCAGGGCUCCCAGCAUCAGCCCAUCUACCCCAAGCCCUGCAACCAGCAACCACUCCCAGCAUUAUGGGAAUGAAGGCAGCAAGAUGGGCUCAACAGUUACUGCUGCUGUCAUUGGGAUUAUUGCGCCCAUAGCGGUAAUAGCUCUGUUAUGCAUGAGUGGCUACCUGAUCUGGAGAAACUGGAAGCGGAAGAACACCAAGAGCAUGAAUUUUGACAACCCAGUGUACAGGAAAACAACAGAAGAAGAAGAUGAAGACGAGCUCCAUAUAGGGAGGACUGCUCAGAUUGGCCAUGUCUAUCCUGCAGCAAUCAGCAGCUUUGAUCGCCCACUGUGGGCAGAGCCCUGUCUUGGGGAGACCAGAGAACUGGAAGACCCAGCCCCUGCCCUCAAGGAGCUUUUUGUCUUGCCGGGGGAACCAAGGUCACAGCUGCACCAACUCCCGAAGAACCCUCUUUCCGAGCUGCCUGUCGUCAAGUGCAAGCGAGUGGCAUUAAGCCUUGAAGAUGAUGGACUGCCCUGAGGAUGGGACCACCCCUUCGUGCCUCAUGGAGCUCGGUCCCAUGCACUACUCUCUCUGGAUGGUGUAUGAUUGGAUGAAUGGGUUUCUACAUAUGGUCUGUGUGAGUGAGCGUGUGGAUGUGUAACUUUUUUUUUAAUUUAUGUUGCAGAAAAGGUAACCACAAAGUUAUGAUGAACUGCAAACAUCCAAAGGAUGUGAGAGUUUUUAUAUGUAUAAUGUUUUAUACACUUUUUAACUCGUUGCACUACCCAUGAGGAAUUCAUGGAAUGGCUACUGCUGAGUGACUAACCUGCUGUACAUAACCAAACAGGGGCCGAUGGUACAGUACCUUACUCAUCAUUUAAAUACUAUAUUUACAGAGGAUGUUUGAUUUGGGGGGAUUUUUUGGGUUUGGGGGUUUUGUUUUUUUGUAAAUACAAUGAUAAUGCUUUGUGGCUAUCCAUCAACAUAAGUAAAAAAGAACAAACACUUCAACUCCCUCCCCCAUUUAGAUUAUUUAUUAACAUAUUUCAAAAAUGACAUUAGUUCCAUAAAACAUUUAGAGAAGUGAAAGUAUUUAUUUUUGGUAUGACUGGCCCACCACACAGACUCUGUGUGUGUGUUUAUGUAUGUGUGAGAGAGAAAUCUGCAGAGAAGAGACACACCUCUAGUUACUGUUCAAAUCAUAAAAAUAGAUUUAUUUUAAAAUAGUCCACAAGAGGGGUAUCUGUAGUUUUCAGAGAAACCUUUGGAAAUUUGGCUCAGAAAACAGAUACCAAGGUUUGUACAAAUAUGUGGUGUGAAGAGACAGAUCUUUUUACCUCUGGCUAUUCCUGAGACCCCAAUAAACCAGGAAAAGCCUUUCAGCUCAUCUGGGGCUUCUUGUCUGUGGCUAAGGUCAGUGUACAGAUAUUAUACAUAGUGCCAGAAGUAUUCAUGAGUUCAAGAAAGAACAUGCCUAAACCUCAGCAAGUCCUUGUUAAGUUCAGCUCUUCGAGUAAUGUCUUCAGUUUCCUUCAGGACACUGGGGUUGAAUUCAGUAAGCUUCCUCUGAAGCACCCUGAAGGCUGCCAUCCUAACUUAUUUAGCUAAGUGGAGACAUUUUCAGAACAGUCCAUGUUUACUAUAGAGACUCACUCAGGCACUGAACUCUGAGACAUGCUGUGGGUGAAGAUAACGGUGGUGGAAUAGGUUUUGUUACAUCUCUGUUUGUUCUUUCCCUUCACUUUCUACCAUUUUCUUUAGGUGGGGAAAACAGUUUAAAGAAAUUAAUAGGUUUCUUACCAUCAUUUGAGCAUAGAGAUGAAACUAAAUCUUGGCUUAAAUCAGAAAAACUUGAAGUGGUUAAACCUGAAGUCAUAUUUGAGGGGAAGUGGCAUACAAAAUAGUACAACAUAUUGGCUAUAUAUGUUCACACAGGGAUUUGGUUUACUGGUUUGUAAAUAAAAGGAAAUACUCUGGUUAUAUGUA